Molecule: messenger RNA, 901 nt
Organism: Ricinus communis (castor bean)
Lineage: Eukaryota; Viridiplantae; Streptophyta; Magnoliopsida; Malpighiales; Euphorbiaceae
Product: 40S ribosomal protein S10-1
Exons: 5
Coding region: 156-707 (183 amino acids)
Cellular component (GO): cytosolic small ribosomal subunit
Molecular function (GO): RNA binding; structural constituent of ribosome
Source: RefSeq, a predicted model, not a curated record
GAAAAUAGCCCGUUUCGACGGCCCAGAUGGUUCCGUAUAUAGAAUCAUCAUAGUUCCUCUAGGGUUUUCCAAACCCUGGAGACAAGCUUCUUGCAUAUCUGCUGCUACUGCAAAGAAGAAGCGUGCAACUCGCAACUCGUCUUCGGUUAGCAACCAUGAUUAUUCCAGAGAAGAACAGAAGGGAAAUCUCUAAGUACCUAUUUCAAGAGGGAGUUUGCUAUGCAAAGAAGGAUUUCAACCUAGCAAAGCACCCACAUAUCGAUGUCCCAAAUCUUCAGGUGAUUAAGCUAAUGCAGAGCUUCAAAUCCAAGGAGUAUGUUCGUGAGACAUUCGCAUGGAUGCAUUACUACUGGUACCUCACAAAUGAUGGGAUUGAGUUUUUGAGGACUUACCUCAAUCUACCAUCUGAAAUUGUUCCUGCCACUUUGAAGAAGUCUGCAAGGCCUGCUGGUCGACCAAUGGGUGGCCCACCUGGUGAUCGCCCAAGAGGUCCACCUCGUUUUGAUGGAGACCGCCCAAGAUUUGGUGACCGUGAUGGUUACCGUGGAGGACCUCGUGGAGGCGGGGGUGACUUUGGUGGUGAAAAGGGAGGCGCCCCAGCUGACUUUCAGCCCUCAUUCAGGGGCUCUGGUAGCAGGCCUGGUUUUGGUCGUGGAGGUGGAGGUUAUGGUGCAGCAGCUCAAACUAGUUCUUCAAGCUUUGCUUGAAGAUCUUACUAAGUUUAUUGUAUUAAUGUUUUCAUUAUAUAUUAGUUCAAACUUACGAGAUUUUAUGUCAUCCCUACUCUAGAAUUUUGUAAGCCUCCAUUCCAGUACUAAGCUUGAUCUCUUUUUUUGGACAUAUACUAAGCUUGAUUGAGAAUGAGAUUUAUAAAGAACUUCCUCUUAGGCUUUUACAGUUA